Messenger RNA from Trichosurus vulpecula (common brushtail), 654 nucleotides. RefSeq names its product spermidine/spermine N1-acetyl transferase like 1 (gene SATL1). Gene Ontology annotation, molecular function: N-acetyltransferase activity. The record is from RefSeq and is a predicted model, not a curated record. Gene Ontology annotation, cellular component: cytosol. The coding region runs from base 1 to 654 and encodes 217 amino acids. Lineage: Eukaryota; Metazoa; Chordata; Mammalia; Diprotodontia; Phalangeridae. The transcript is spliced from 6 exons.
AUGGCUCCUGCCACCGAACCCCCAGAAAGGGAAUGCACUGAUAAGGGCACCGGCCCCCCACAGAGAGUGUUCUGUGGGGCAAAUUCAGAGCUACGGGGCAUGGCUUUAGACAUCCACCAUAGAGGGAAUGCACCCCUAAGGUCCCUGGCCUCCCAUAGAGAGGUGAGUGGGGCAAAUCCAGAGAGAACGGCCAAGGCUCCAGCACCCCAAACAGCAGAUAGGGUACGCAACCCUACAGACCCUUGCCCAACACAGAAAGAUUUACUCAAAGAUGGCUUUGGGGACCACCCUCUUUAUUACUGUCUUAUUGCAGAAGUACCAGAUGAUUCUGAGACGACAGGUACUAUGGCAGUAGGGUUUGCAAUGUACUAUUUCACCUAUGACCCUUGGAUUGGCAAGUUACUCUACCUGGAAGACUUCUAUAUCAUGGAACCUUUUAGAGGUUUAGGUAUUGGAUCCGAAAUUCUGAGGAAACUAAGUCAGAUAGCAAUUAUCAACAGCUGCAGCUGCAUGAACUUUCUUGUGGUCAUAUGGAACCAGACCUCUACCGAAUACUACAUCAGGCGGGGGGCCCAGGACUUAUCCUCUCGGGAGGGUUGGCAUCUGUUCCGGUUUAACAAAAAGGAGCUUUUAAAAAUGGCAAAAGAAAAGUGA